GGGGCUCCACCGGGAGCGGGCUGCUCGCUCCGCCGGGCCCCGCGGACGGGGCCUGCCCCGGCUAUGCCCGUCGCUCCGGCCGUGGCACUCGUCCUGUUGCUGGCAGCCGCGGGUAGAGCCGCCCCCGCCAGGCGGAGUACAGAUGGAUCCCUCUCUGGGGUUGUGCAGAAGUGGAAGGAGUACCAGCUCCAGUGCCUAAAAUAUUUGUAUGAGGCUCCUCCUAUUGUAGCAGAAGGCAAGUUCUGCAACAGGACAUUUGACAACUAUGCCUGCUGGCCUGAUGGACUGCCUGGCACCUAUGUGAAUGUCAGCUGCCCCUGGUAUUUACCUUGGGCCAACACAGUGCUGCAUGGUCAGGUGUAUCGGUUCUGCACCUCUGAGGGUACCUGGCUGCUGAAGGAGAACUCAACUCUGCCCUGGAGGAACCUAACAGAGUGUGAGGCCUCUGAACAGGAUGCACCAGAAGAACAGCUCCUGAAUUUGUCCAUCAUAUACACCAUUGGAUAUGCUCUUUCAUUCUCUGCCCUCGUAAUUGCAACUGCCAUUCUUCUUGGAUUCAGACAUCUUCAUUGCACAAGGAAUUAUAUUCACCUGAACCUCUUCACCUCUUUUAUCCUCCGUGCUAUAUCUGUCUUCAUUAAAGACUCAGUGGUGAAGUGGAUGUACAACACAGCCACACAAGAGCACCAGUGGGAAGGACUUCUCUCCUUCCAGGAAUCCCUUAGCUGCCGUUUGGUGUUUGUGAUGAUGCAGUACUGUGUGGCUGCAAACUACUACUGGUUGCUGGUGGAAGGCAUGUACCUGUACACGCUGCUGGUACUGUCUGUCUUUUCUGAGCAGAGGAUUUUUCGGCUGUAUCUCUGCAUUGGCUGGGGUGUGCCAAUGCUGUUUGUUAUCCUCUGGGGAACUGUCAAGUACCUUUAUGAAGAUGAGGGCUGCUGGAGCAGGAACUAUAACAUGAAUUACUGGUUGAUCAUUAGACUGCCCAUUCUAAUCGCCAUUGGGGUAAACUUCUUGAUCUUUAUCAGAGUUAUAUGCAUCAUCAUCUCCAAGCUACAAGCUAAUUUGAUGUGCAAAACUGACAUAAAAUGCAGGCUGGCCAAGUCUACCUUGACAUUGAUCCCACUACUGGGAACCCAUGAGGUCAUCUUUGCCUUUAUUACCGAUGAACACGCCAGAGGGAUGCUGCGCUUUGUGAAGCUUUUUACUGAGCUCUCCUUUGCUUCUUUCCAGGGGCUGAUGGUUGCAGUUCUCUACUGUUUCAUCAAUAAUGAGGUUCAGAUGGAAUUUCGGAAAAGUUGGGAGCGCUGGAGAUUGGAACAUUUGUAUGUCCAGAGAGACAGCAGCAUGAAACCUCUGAAGUGUCCAGCCAACAGCAUCAGUAGUGGAGGCACAGUAGGCAGUAGUGUUUACGCUGCCACUUGCCAGGCUACAUUCAGCUAAGACUUCUGCAGGUGAACCUGACUGAGAACAAUGAACUGUAUAAUACACCCGAAAACCCUUAAAUACCCAAGCAAGUGGCUUAAGUGUGUCAUCUCCAGCAAGAAACUUGAGUAUAUGCUGCUCAUUGCCUGCAGGCUGUUGGACAAAGGUUUCUAGGGAAAGCAAUCUGCUAACGUAAUCAGCACAUCAGAGCAAAAAUUGAUCGUGUCUAAAGUAAGUUAAAAGUUUCUUCCUAUUUGCACACAGGGCCUCCAGGUGUCCAAAACUUAGCAUAGCAUUGAUCCAGUCUGAAAGCACAGGGUCAAUGGCUUAUUAUUGUUGUGUGGGUGAGCUGAGUGAUCGACUGAUUAAAUUACAAGGAAAACGAAUAUGAUUAUUCACAAAAAACACAUGUUGACUUUUAUGAGGAUAGGGUAAGGCACUAUCACAUUUUAGAAGAAACUUGGUGGGAGGCAGCAUGGGCUUUAGGAAAGAAUCAGUUUUGAAGAAAGUUUCCCAAAUCUAAAGUUCAGAAUAUAUAUUUACCUGUUAACCAGAAAGGUGAAGAACAGCAUCUUGAAGGACUGUAACCACAGCAGCUAGCAUGGUGUACAUUCCUGACUGUUCUUUUUAGGCUUUGCUUGAGAGAAACAAACCAAAACUACUAUCUAUUAGGGAACCUAUUCUGAUAUUGAUAGGUUUGUGGCAUCUCUAUUGACAGCAGUGGAAAUAACCACUGAAUGCCCUUCCGCUUUUACAUGGUACUCUGCCUCUCCAAUUGACCGAUAGGUAUGAACAAAGACAGGAUAAUGACUUUUGCUUCAGAACAUUUUCCUUCAAAGCUGUACUCCACUUUCUGUGGGUGCAAAGACAAAGAAGUCAAUGUGAAGUUAAAAUUGGUCUUACCAGACUUCACUGACUUGGAAGAGAUUCGGUAUUUCACAGUGUAGGCUCAAUUUUGUCUCUUCUCUAACCUUGUACGUUUUCUCCAGGCACCUGAGAUACCCACAAUGUGUUCUACUCAGGGUACUGGAAGGCUGAACUGUCAGCAUGGCAGACAGCUCCCAGCUGCUGCCCAUUGCCUGGGUUGUCCAUCUGCUCCAGAGCCUGCCCUCAGCUGGGUUCAAAAAAUACCCCGCACCCCCGCAUCCUCAACUCAACGGGCUUUUGUUUGUUAAAAACUGCAAGGGCUCUUGUAGAGAAUGCAUCUACGCUGCUAAAUAUGUUACCCUUGCUGAUGUUUACAAGAGUUGCUGGGGAAAACAAAACAAGGCACUUUUACAAGCAGACCUAGGUCCACUGCAUCACUUAAUAGCAAGCAUUAUAUAUCUUAUCUCAGAUAUUCACCCUCUCUUUACAGCUGAGACAAGAUGCUGAAGUCUAGGUCUGAGAACAUUUCUGUCCAUAGACUUCUUGUAAUAAGUGUGGCUUCCAUAGCCUAGCAGGUAUACUACUCAGCAGAGAUAUUUCCAAGUCCCUCUUUGCACUUGAAUCCACAUCCCUUAUUGCCAAGAAAAGGGACUGGAUCUAAUUCAGCAUCUUUCCUGCCUGAAGCUAGAUUGCUUUGCAUGGAAUAAUUUAAUCAUUGUAUUAGAAUUCAAAUUGCCAACAGGUUGGAUUAAUUUUGUAAUCAGCAGAUGAGAAUUAAAUUAGAAAAGAUGGGUUACCUUCUUCUGCUCUAAUGCUUAUAAUUGAGCUCCAGGGAAAAGUCAAGACAUUUGUAGAAAUCCACCACUGUUCUCAGGCAGGCUUAUGUAUGCCUAGCGCACAGGCUUCUACACAGGCCAUUCCCAGGCUGUGCCUUUAUAACAUUGGUUGCAGAGCUGACCUUGGAAUGAAGCACCUUGGGCUUAUAAUACCGAAUAAUUUAAUACCUAGUUUUUACAUUGCAACACCUUUGCUACAGUAUCUGACUACUACAUAUGCACAUUAGUCACUGUUCUGAAAUAUAAUUAAUUAGCUUCUUGUAUGUAGAGUAUACAUCAUUUUUCCACUUAGCACCUACAUUUAUGUGCUUUGUAUAGGAAAAGUAGCAACGUAAGAAUCACCGGUAUGUGAAGAGCUACCAGGUACAGGUGAAACCUUUAUCUACAUGAUAACACACGCUGGAAUAAUUUCAUUCAUUAACAUUCAAGAUGGGUGCUAAUUUUCCAGGGCCCUGCUUGAUUGUUUUCAAAUCCAGAAAAAAAAGUUUCUGCCGCUUGUGCAGCUGUUAGCAAAAUUUGUUCUGCUACGGCAAUAGGAAGCUGUAGAUACGCCGUAACACACUGCUGCACUGGAAAAAAUCUAUGUAAUGCAGGACAGACAUAGGAAUAGACAGCGGAGUCUUUAUGUGUGUGCUAAGAAAGCUGUACUUAGUUGCUGUCACAAAGUUUCCUUCUACAGUUUGAUGUGCUUUUAAGCCCUGAGGCUCUUUUUGGCCUUCCCACUCACUGAAGAACUGAGGGCUUUAGCCCAUAGGAAUAUCUGCAGCAGCAGUUGUCAAAUUUACCUUUUUAAGUGCCGGCUUGUUAGAAGACAAGUGAAGAAAAAUCCAAAAGCCUGAUGAUCUCAGACAAACAGCUUUGGUGUGUUUUUCUUCCUCUCCAAUUAAGCUUCCACUGCUUUAUAUUCUUUAAGAACUGGUAAAACUAAGCGGGGGGAAUUGCCGUCAAAGCAGAACUACAGUAGUACCACACUCUGAGAAAUACUUUAAGGCCUACAAAAUGAUUUCUACAUAAUGCCUCAUAUCCACUUCAGUAAAAUCUUUUACAAGCCCACGUUGUUAUUCUUGCCAUCUCUAUUUCAGAAUUUAUACUGUGCAUUUCUUUGAGUAGCACGAAAGAAGUAAAGCAACAGAAAGCACUGGAACAGAUGAACCACAUGAACUUUUAUUUCUUGUGCCUUUCAGCUUCAUUCUCAUUUAGUGUAGUAAUUUGUUUCACAAGGUAUUAAUAGGAUAGUCUACAAAAUUCACCCUGGUAUUCUGUAACUAGAGUUUAAAGCAAGUUAAGCCUUUAUUUCCAUUAUUGCUGCUAUAAAGUUUUAACAUUUCAUGGAUGUUACCUUAAUAUUUAUUUGCAUGUCUCUCCUUGUUUUAAAAACACCCAUGGGAUCUGUGAAAGGUGUCAAAUUAUCAGCUCGCCAUCAACAUGUUUAUUUUAUUCCUUGUGAAUAAAGCUUCAACUCGCUCACAAAACGCUCUCAAUUACUGGUCUACUUACCUUUUCCUAAAUUAUCACCUGUUUGUUACUCCAUCAUUAGCAGAAUGCUUCCUAAGAUUGUUGAGACUCUUAAUUCACAGUUCUUCCAUGGAAGUCCAGACUUCUAUUCCAUCUCUGUGCCCAAUACAAAGCGUGCUCUGAACCUGCAGAGGCUUCAUUUAUCAGAAACAAAAUGGAGCACGUUAUCCAUAUGGAGUUAGGUGACAUCAUUAAAAAGAACAGCGAGAACUCAGCUGGUUUGUACAUCUCAGCCAGAAGAUGGUGAAAGAUAUAUAAGCGAGAAAAUUAUGCAGCUGACUUUAUGUAAUAUCUAGAAUUUAUACAACAGAGCAGUACUAGAAGCUGACAGUGCUGCAACGAGAUACUGAAAGAUGCUUAGCAGCGUUACAAUGUAUUACUUGUUCCCUAACCUAUUAUUCUUUCCAGUCCAACUGACACUUCCAUUUGUUCAUCCAACAGACGACAGAACCUGUGGUAACCGUAAAUCACUGCUAAAACAGUAAAUGAAAUGGGAAAGAUCAAGUUGUCAUUUCUGUUCUCAACAAAACAGGUGUAAACUCAACUAACUGCUCUUCACUAAAGCUUAAUAUCAGUGGCUUGUUUUCAUGCAAUCAUUUAUGUAUUAGCAACACUGAUAGAUC
Molecule: messenger RNA, 5266 nt
Organism: Coturnix japonica (Japanese quail)
Lineage: Eukaryota; Metazoa; Chordata; Aves; Galliformes; Phasianidae
Gene: GLP1R
Product: glucagon like peptide 1 receptor
Biological process (GO): positive regulation of blood pressure; cell surface receptor signaling pathway; adenylate cyclase-activating G protein-coupled receptor signaling pathway
Cellular component (GO): plasma membrane
Molecular function (GO): peptide hormone binding; glucagon-like peptide 1 receptor activity; glucagon receptor activity
Source: RefSeq, a predicted model, not a curated record